AGAGGGAGAGAGUGAAGUGAAGCGCGCCAAGGUACAGAGACUCACAGUCAUGGCGGCUCAAGCGCUCUCUUUACGUCGCAUCCCUUGGUUACCUUGGCAGCCACCUGUCCGCCGUCUCCGCCAUUUCGGCCGCGUUCGGUGUUUCUCCACCUCCGCCUCGGCUGCUCCGUCUCCUCCUCUUCCUUCUUCUCCGACGCCCUUCUUUCCGAAGAAGAAUCAGACUCUGGAGCUCGUCUGCGAGAGCUUGGCCUUCCAGGGUAAAGGUGUCUGCAGGGUUGAGGGAACAGGAUUCGUCGUGCUCUGCGAUCGCGCCCUCCCUGGCGAGCGCUUCGUCGGCCGCGUCUCCCGCAAGAAGGGAAGCCAUGCCGAGGUGAAGAAGAUCUCCACGAUAUCGCCCCACAGGGACGUUGUGGCUGCGCCGUGCGAGUACGCCGGCAAAUGUGGGGGUUGCCGCACGCAGAACCUCCUAUACGAAGCGCAGGUGGCUGCGAAGGAGCAGCAGGUCAGGGACCUGAUCAUCCGGGUUGGCAGGUUUCCGGAGGAGUCGCUCGCUCUGAAGCCCAUCGUCCCUUGCUCUAUCAAAUAUAAUUACAGGAACAAGAUGGAAUUUUCUUUUGGAACGAAGAGAUUGAUCACAAGUGAUGAAGAUCAGGACGGCCAUGCUCUGGGGCUUCACGCGCCCGGCUUCUUUGAUAAGAUCCUCCACGUCGAGAAAUGCUUGUUGCAGAGUGAGGCCGCUAAUGAGGUUCUUUCAGUGGUGCAGAGUUGUUGGAGGGAUCCUCACUUAGGCCUUUCACCAUAUGAUGCCCGAACACACAAAGGUUAUCUUAAGCAUCUUAUGAUACGAACUGGCAGAGGUAUCAAUACUGGGCUGCCGGAGUUGAUGGUUAACUUUGUGACUUCAUCUUACAAUCCAGAGCUACUAGAGCCACUUGUUAGCAGGAUUUCAACUAUUCCUGAAGUGGUUAGCAUUGUAAACAAUGUCAACACAUCUGUUGGCAAUACAUCUACCGGGGAAGAGGAAUACACUUUGUAUGGAAAAUCCACCAUUAUGGAGACAUUAAGAGGACUAACUUUUCAAAUAUCAGCAAAUUCUUUCUUCCAAACGAAUUCUCAUCAGGCUGAACUUCUUUACAAGCUGAUAGAAGAAUGUGCUGGCCUCAGAGGGGAUGGCUCAGAAAUAGUUCUCGACCUAUUUUGUGGAACGGGAACAAUUGGCCUCACCAUGGCCGAGAAAGUUAAGCAUGUUUAUGGCUACGAGGUGGUGGCACAAGCUGUCUCUGAUGCUCACCGGAAUGCAGAACUGAAUGGGAUACAUAAUGCUACAUUCAUCCAAGGGGAUCUAAACAAGAUCAGUGAUAAUUUUGGUGAUAACUUUCCUCAUCCUGAUAUUGUAAUUUCAGACCCAAAUCGUCCAGGGAUGCACAUGAAGCUUAUAAGGUUUCUACUGAAACUGAAGGCCCCACGCAUUGUUUAUGUUUCAUGUAAUCCUGCUACAUGUGCUCGUGACCUGGAUUACCUGUGUCAUGGUGUGGAGGAGCGGAAUCUUGAAGGUUGCUACCAGUUAAAAAGCGUUCAGCCAGUGGACAUGUUUCCUCAUACACCACAUAUUGAAUGCAUCUGCUUGCUGGAACUUCGUUGACAUCUGCCUUGAAUAUCUCCUUAAGUGAACAGUUUGGUGUUGGGUGUUGCAUGAGGAUGGUUCAAGAUAAUGAAGAAGGGCUAUAUCAGUGGAUUGUAGAUUGAGUGCCGACGAGCGACAGCAGUAGUCACUGGGAUCUAAGCUACAGGCACAUAAAAAGCGUAGAAGUGCGUGUAGGAUGUUGAGAUCUCGAUAAACAAGUUGAGACCUUUCAAACCUGUGAUCCUUUGUCAGUUCGUGACGUUCUGUAUGAGAUUCACAGGUCAAGGCCCAUUUAACCUGAAAACGCUGUUUAGGUGGUUCAUGGCUUUGUAUUACAAUUUACACAUCAGUACUGAUAAUGUUGUCCAUGCUUGACCAAUUUCUAACGUUCUGGCAUGGGUACUUAAUGAUUAGGCAAGGGUUAUGGCACCAAGAUGGAUGGUCAGGCUGAUCCUGUAGCCCAAUGAGCAAUGAAACCACGAAGCCUCUCCACGAGUGAAUUCAGCUUCUCUGGGUUGGACAACUGAAGCCUGAAGCCAACUCUAUCUAAGAAUGGUUCCACGUUGUCUUCUAAUUACUUCUUUGUGCGGGUUGAACUGGCAGAACUGACGUACGGUUCAAAAAUUUCUUAGUUGCAAUACUUCAGUUAAGCCAAGAGACAUCGUGUCUCAUUGUAUUGA
Nymphaea colorata (pocket water lily) is the source of this 2304-nucleotide messenger RNA. RefSeq lists its product as uncharacterized. Gene Ontology annotation, biological process: RNA processing. Lineage: Eukaryota; Viridiplantae; Streptophyta; Magnoliopsida; Nymphaeales; Nymphaeaceae. The coding region runs from base 50 to 1642 and encodes 530 amino acids. The record is from RefSeq and is a predicted model, not a curated record. The transcript is spliced from 11 exons.